This is a messenger RNA of Carassius carassius (crucian carp), 1895 nucleotides long. Its product is annotated as homeobox protein Dlx6a-like. Gene Ontology annotation, biological process: embryo development; cell differentiation; regulation of transcription by RNA polymerase II. The record is from RefSeq and is a predicted model, not a curated record. Gene Ontology annotation, molecular function: RNA polymerase II cis-regulatory region sequence-specific DNA binding; DNA-binding transcription factor activity, RNA polymerase II-specific. The transcript is spliced from 3 exons. NCBI's taxonomy places the organism in Eukaryota, Metazoa, Chordata, Actinopteri, Cypriniformes, Cyprinidae. Bases 675 to 1418 code for a protein of 247 amino acids.
UUUUAUGUUACUAUUGUGGAUUCUGCUGCUUUAGGCUAAAUGGAUUUAGUGUCCAUAAAGUGACUUUGUAGGUGUACGUAAGUCAAUGAAGUCGCUGUCCUGUAUCGUCUUAUAUCGAUUCGAUGCAUUCAGUGUUUGCGCAGUUUGUAGGCUAAGUGUUAUUUGGCACCUCUGCCGCGAUUACGAACCACGCGAUUAAUUACUUCGAUGGCAGCGCGUGACAUUGUCUCCGGAGCCGCGUAUCUGAGUGGGAAUUUAGAGAAUAUCAGAGGGAUAUCCCAGCAUUAUUAUUCUCCACAUGGUUAUGGCUACGGUGGGAGCUGUUAAGGUAGGUUAACUCGCUGUGAAGUCUCAGCUAAAGCAGAGAACUGAUGACGUUAGGUUGAAUGACCAAUCGGAAAGCGCUGCCCUUUGGAGACAAACCAUUUUACUUGUAGUGGCUGCAUCAAGUCUGGAAGCAAGGACUCAAAUUUAACAGAAUCCACCUUAAAAUCUCUGCCUUUACUCAAGCCCACCUUCCACCAUACCGCGUGAGAAUUACAGGACAAAAAACGAUAAAUUGUGGCGGUAAUAACGCAAAAUCUCCUAACCACGGAAGGAAAGAAACGAACACAACCAAUGGACUCAUUUGGACUUCAGAGAUAGGGGUAAGUGCUCUCAAAGCAGAAAAUUUGAUGAUGACCAUGACUACAAUGGCUGACGGUCUGGAGGCUCAAGACUCGUCAAAAUCUGCUUUCAUGGAGUUUGGACAGCAGUCGCACUCACAACAGAGCUCCCCGUCGAUGGCCGCCAGCCAUUAUCCGCUCCACUGUCUUCAUUCCGGAUCUCAUCAUCAUCAUCAGCACGACAGCUCUCCGUACUCCGGCUCGAACUCCUAUAACAGGUCGCUGCCUUACUCCUAUGUAAGCCAUCCCCACCACAGUCCAUACCUGCCGUCCUACCACAGUAACGCCAGCGGAGCACAGACCAGGUUAGACGCCACAGAACAGCAGAAAACAACAGUGAUUGAAAAUGGAGAAAUACGAUUCAACGGAAAAGGCAAAAAGAUCAGAAAACCGAGGACGAUUUAUUCCAGUUUGCAGCUCCAGGCACUAAACCAUCGUUUCCAGCAGACUCAAUACCUGGCGCUACCAGAGCGCGCGGAGCUGGCUGCCUCUCUCGGGCUCACGCAGACACAGGUAAAGAUAUGGUUUCAAAACAAAAGGUCCAAGUUCAAGAAGUUGUUAAAACAAGGUGGUAACCCUCACGAGAGUGACCCUUUGUCCGGCUCCAUCGCCUUGUCCCCGCGCUCUCCAGCCAUUCCUCCUAUCUGGGACGUCUCAACCUCCUCUAAAGGAGUAAACAUGUCUGCCAACAGCUACAUGCCCGGUUACUCACACUGGUACUCUUCGCCUCACCAGGACGCCAUGCAGAGAUAGGCAACUAGCUCUUUUUAGGCCAGAGGCCUUGAUGUUGACAUCUUGUCUUCGCCCUGUUCACGUGCGCUAGGACGCACAUUGUCAUCGGCUUAACAUCCUUAAUAGAGACCUAUUCUGGCCUAUUAAGAGGACGAUUUCUUUUGAAGGAUGAAGACAUGUGACGUGGGAAGGUCAACAAUGGAACUAACUGUCGGUAGCAUCAAAAACAGAUUGAUUAAAAAAAUCUGUUCUCACGUUUGACUCUAAUCAAACAUUCAUCGCCAACAUGAAAUCGGAACAGGAAGCUAAACGUUUUGUCACAUCACACGCGCACGCACGCGCUUGAGUCGCAUUUGAAAACGAACUCAAACCUCAUGGGUAGAUGUUUCUGAUCAUGCAAAUGCAAGCAAUUUGAUUGUAUAAAUAUAUUGUCCGAUUUUAGUUGUUAAAAAAACUUUUUAUGUUUUGUCAUAAAUGGAGUAAACAUGACUUAAGGUA